CGUAUUACAUACGAGAGUGCAAACCGGUUGAAUAUAUCAGAUAUAUUGUGAAUGCAGGGAUAAUCUAGUAGGUGGAAACGUUCUCCAGUGGUAGUUGCAUUUCCGUGGAACAUGAUUCCGGAGAGGAUUCCCCUGAUUCAUCAGGAUACUCGCUCUGGACUCAGUAUUUUUUUUGCUGCUCUCUGUAUUGUUGAUAUCUUUGGAGUUUUUCCAAUUAUUGCUCUGCCACGUGCUAUUGUUCAAUGCGGUCUUCUGGGAAUUCCCCUCGUUAUAGUCGUGGUUUUAUUUCAAAUUUACACUGCUGCUCUCCUCGGGGAAUGCUGGAUCAUUGCAGCAUCCCUGGACCCCCAGAUCCUGAGGAAAAAUCGAAAUCCUCUGGCUGCUGUAACUGAAAUGACCUUGGGCCCCAGGGCAAAGACUUGGAUUAAUAUUCUACUUGAUUUAACUAUUUUUGGUUGUGGAAUACCGAAUUUAUUAGUUGCAUCUCAAAAUUUACAACUCUUCGGUCUGAAGGUCUCAGACAAUCAAUUCGAUCUUUCAUUCUGCUACUGGCUUUUGGUUGUUGGAGUAUUGUUGUGUCCCCUGAUGUGGUUGGGGAGUCCCAGAGACAUGAAUUAUCAUAAUAAUUUUAUUAUUAUUGCACUUUUUAUUUUCGAAAUAUUCAAUUAUUCAAUUAUUCUUUCAGCUUUUGGAUGGAAACGCUGUGCGAUGCGUUCAGCGGUGGUAUUCCUAGGAGUAGCUGUUGGUGAAUCAGUUCCUCGUUUCGACAUCGUGAUGUCCUUGAUCGGUGGAAGUCUAACAGGUCCUCUGGUAUUCGUUCUUCCUCCUAUAAUGUACGCACGUGCACGCGCCCUGAAGUCCCGAUCCCAGGACAAUCCCCCCAUCCGCGACAUAAUAUCACCUGCCCAGCGUCACCAAGGAGGUACUCCCCUGGUGGAUCCUAAAAUCCAUUCUCAAUCCACUCAUUAUGGAUUCAGAGAUCAAGAUCAUCAGCAGCGCUACUCAUACGUAUAUUUCGAUAAUGACGACGAUUUAUUGUCUGACGUCGAGAACACGACGGGGGUCACUCCUCCAGGUGAAGCUGUACGGAUGAGUGAGAGGGUUAAUCCAGUUAUUGUUGAUCCAACCGUACCGGAAGGGCACCGCAAUCUUGAUGGUGGAAUUGAAAUUCAAGGGAAAGAACUACGGAAUUUAUAUUUAGAUCGAGUUAUUUAUUGGUUCGGAUAUUUUGUGGUUUUUAUUGGAAUUGGUAUUACUAUAUCGUCUACUUAUAUUAAUAUCAAAAAUACUGUGCGGUUUGUUAAUUUUACACCGCCCUGCAUUAUCAAUGCUGCUGUUGCUGGUAAUGCCAGUAAUGCAGGGGGUGGAUAAUUUACUGGAGCACUUUGCACUUUCUGAAGUGUCAAGUAUUUCGAUUAUCUCUAUUAUUCUUUUCAUUAAAUGGAUCGCAUGAUGUUUACUUCAUUAUUCAGAUUAUUAUUUGGAUGUGUGGGAUUUUUAUUAUUCUUUUGAGUGGAUUUAUCGGUCGAUGACUUUUCACCGCUUCACUUUCGGAUUUAGUGAGGCUGUGGUUUUGGUGAUGAGGGGACGGGCAAGAUCAUCAUCGGGGGAGAGAAUUCAAAUUUAUUUUUUAGGGGAAUUCAAUUAUAUUGAUUGAUUGAUUGUAUUCGAAUUUUUGUCCAUUGCUUCUCGAAUUUUUUCACUGUUCACUCCACAUUGGAUUCGAAAAUUGUAGAAUUUCAAAUUGUUAGUUGAAAUAUUU
Molecule: messenger RNA, 1762 nt
Organism: Fopius arisanus
Lineage: Eukaryota; Metazoa; Arthropoda; Insecta; Hymenoptera; Braconidae
Gene: mah
Product: mahogany
Exons: 5
Coding region: 112-1371 (419 amino acids)
Biological process (GO): amino acid transmembrane transport
Cellular component (GO): vacuolar membrane
Molecular function (GO): L-amino acid transmembrane transporter activity
Source: RefSeq, a predicted model, not a curated record